UCCCUAUAACUAAACUUUCUUCACCACUUCAUGAGAGCUGUGUUGAUGCUAUUGUUUGGCAAAUUCUUUUAGCAACCGCAAAAGUGAUGAGCACUAACCAAGACUUUCUUUCAGAGCAACGAAUGAAUGAAAAGUGUACCAUGAUCCUUAGGACACUUUCAUCGGAACACCUCGAGUUGGUUCAAGAAAUGAUAAACAAAAGCUUUAACCUUCUUCUUGAUGCUAAGCGAAUCCCUGAGGCCCUGGAGCUUACAAUAGAAUUUAUAGAUAAAAUAUUAAAGAAUAACAAUAUAAAAAAAGAAAUUAGUCCCUCCCAUGAAGCCCUGCUGGAAAAGACCUGCUACAUUGACGAUAAUGAAAUAGAUGACGAAAAUGAUCAUGAACCAUAUAAAUGGUAUAAGAUAGAGGCCAAAGGUGAUAAAUCUGCUAGACAAUUAGACCCUGAUGAAUAUGUCGUAGAAAUCAAGAUUCAGAAAAGCUCGCCUAAUAAAAAUAAAAUAGGUAUAGGGUUAGUAAAAACAACCAAAAAUCGGCUCAUAACAGUAAACCUAGCUGCAAAAGAUCCUUCGUACCUGCCGCUAUGGAUUAUCAUACAGAUGUUCGAUCCUGGAGGAACCUGA
This is a messenger RNA of Racocetra fulgida, 620 nucleotides long. NCBI's taxonomy places the organism in Eukaryota, Fungi, Glomeromycota, Glomeromycetes, Diversisporales, Gigasporaceae. The record is from the annotation of a GenBank genome assembly.